This is a messenger RNA of Austrofundulus limnaeus, 1884 nucleotides long. RefSeq names its product asporin (LRR class 1) (gene aspn). The record is from RefSeq and is a predicted model, not a curated record. Gene Ontology annotation, molecular function: protein binding. Lineage: Eukaryota; Metazoa; Chordata; Actinopteri; Cyprinodontiformes; Rivulidae.
CUCUUCCUGGUUGCUGUUGGACCGAUCAGAGAUCUGAUAAAACCAUGAGGAUCUUCCUGCUCUUCUGCCUUCUGGCUCUUGGAAACACCAAACCCUAUAGGCCCGUCAACAUCAUGGACUUCAUGAAAAACUACGACAUCAUGAUGGCGGAUUCUGAUGAAGACGAGGACAGUGAUGAAGAGGAUGAGGACGAGGAUGAGGAUGAUUACGAUGAUGAGGACUGUCCAGCCCACUGUCGCUGUUCACCUCGAGUGUUGCAGUGCUCCGAUCAGGGUCUAAAAUCUGUCCCUGAGAAGAUUCCUGAGGACACGGUGAUCAUCGACCUCCAAAACAACGACAUCACUGAGAUAAAGGAAAACGACUUUAAAGGCUUGAGCAGGCUUCACGGUCUGUUUCUGAUCAACAACAAGAUCUCCAAGAUCCACCCAAAGGCCUUCAGGAACAUGGACCACCUCAGACUGCUCUAUCUGUCCUACAACCAGCUGACGGAGGUCCCCGCCAACCUGCCGCCCAACAUCAUCGAGCUGCGAUUCCACGAAAACCAAAUCAACAGAAUCCAGAAGGACGCGUUCAAAGGGCUGAGGAAGCUGCACGUGUUGGAGCUGGGAGCCAACCCUCUGGUCAACAGUGGGCUGGAGCUGGGAGCGUUCAACGCCAUGUCCACGCUCUACAUCGGGAUGGCAGAGGCCAAACUGACGGCUGUGCCCAAAGACCUCCCAGCGUCCAUCACAGAACUGAACCUGGACUACAACAAGAUCUCCAAGGUGGAGGUGGAAGACUUCAUCAGAUAUAAAAACCUGCAGAGGUUAGGUUUGGGUUUUAACCAGAUCAAGUUUGUAGAAAACGGUAGUUUGGCCAACCUUCCAAACGUCAGCGAGAUCCAUCUGGACCACAACCGUUUGAAAAAGGUUCCACCAGGCCUGGGCUCGCUGCGCUACCUCAGGGUGAUUUAUCUUCACGGCAAUAAAAUCAAAGACGUGGGCUUCAACGACUUCUGUCCCACAUCUCUGAGCGUGAAGAAGAACCCGUACACGGCCAUCAGCCUCUUCGCCAACCCGGUGAAAUCCUGGAACAUCCAGCCCGCCACCUUCCGCUGCGUGACCAGCAGGAGGGCUGUCCAGCUGGGAAACUUCAGGAAGUAGGAGAAGAAGAACUGCUAACAUCCUGAUGAGACGAUGAGGACCAGCUGGAAAUAUUUCUGAUAAUUAAAUGUUUUAAUGUUGAUGUAAAAACCUGUGUUCAGCUUGAUUCUAGAGUCUGUCAGCUAAUAAAUCAUAUGAAAUCAUAAGCUAACAUUACUGAGGGACUGAUCACAUUUAGAGGUUACUCUGACAGGAAAACAGCGCCACCAUCUGGUCAUUUCUUACUCGGACUCACCUUUUAUCAGGUUUUUUUAUUUUAAAUGAAUAGGAAUCAUUUUAACAUUAAAUGUUUUACUGCUUUUUUAUUAUUAUUAAUUAAAAAAGAUAAUUACCAAAGCAGAGUUAGACUGGAGAUGCAGUGUUAGCAGAGAAAAGGUAUUUGUUUUUAAUUUAGGUCUGAAAUAUGGACGGAGUGCUGCUUGAAUAAUUUAGUUGACUUUGAAGCCUAGUGUUGGUGUUUUUGUGGAUGUUUUAUGUUAUCUAACUGCAUGCUCGUGGCUGAAUCAGACUGAUGUAGAUGUGUCCUCUGCAGAGCUGAGGUCCAACCCAUCAAUCAUUUCUUCCUGGUUAUCCAAUCAGCCUGCAGACGUCCAAUCAGGAGCAUCUUCUGCUCAAACGUGUUCUUACCUCCUGGAAAAUGGUGCUAUAUUUAUUCAGGAUGUCUGUAAUAAACCUGGAACACCUCAAACAAUAUUGUUCCUGUCUUUAAAAACAAUUAAUAAAACUUAAAUUGAAAAGGAAA